UUGACUACAAAAGGUGGUAGGGGGAGCACUGCAAGACACACUUUUCAUCUUUUACUUCUGCACGACCAUGGCCAACGCAUACGGCAUUAUAUUUUUCUUUCAGCUGCUCUCCCUCACUGGGGCUUCUGAGAGUGGCAUAGUGGGUGGGAAGGUUGCAAAGCCUCAUUCCAAACCCUACAUGGCAUCACUCCAGGUUCGUGAACACCAUACAUGUGGCGGGAUACUUAUUCGGGAGGACUUUGUUCUAACUGCAGCACACUGCAAAAAAUAUGGUCCCCUGACGGUGGUACUUGGAGCACAUGACAUUAGCAAGAAAGAGAAAAGUCAGCAAAGGAUCCAAGUGGCUAAGUACCAUCCACAUCCGAAAUUCAUCACUGAAAAAUAUGAUUAUGAUAUCAUGUUACUAGAGUUAAAAAACAAUGCCACACUGAAUAAAUAUGUCAAGACCAUUGGACUAUCUAAGAAAGAUGGGAAAAUCCCAGCCAACAUUAACUGUGUCGUUGCUGGCUGGGGCGAACUGGAGUCAAUAAGCCUGCUCAAAAGUACUGAGGAGACCACGGAGAAGAUGCAAUUCAGCGCUGAGUGCAAAAAUAAAUGGCAAGAAUACUUCUAUGCUGACCGCAUGAUAUGCACCAGAUUUGACAAAAAGAAGGGAGGGGUUUGCCAGGGGGACUCCGGUGGACCACUUAUCUGCAACAGCAAGCCUCAGGGUUUAACAGCUUUUACCUAUAAAUCUGAUUGUAAUGAUCCCCAGUAUCCCCAUGUCUUCACUAAAGUCAAUUUCUUUCUCCCCUGGAUUAAGAAAGUGAUGAAGUGAUUGGGGAACGUUGCAUGAGCCACUAUUCAGGAGGACAAGAAUGUUGUUCUUUCUUCACUUGCUUAUUAAAUAACACAGCAAACAUUUAGAGAAUGUGAAUGAUAGUAGUUUUAGUUUUGAAAAAAAUUAUUCAAGAAACUGGUAUAUGUAAUGUUUUUGCAUGUGAAAUAAACUGAAUGUAUAA
Molecule: messenger RNA, 1001 nt
Organism: Perca flavescens (yellow perch)
Lineage: Eukaryota; Metazoa; Chordata; Actinopteri; Perciformes; Percidae
Product: granzyme B-like
Biological process (GO): proteolysis
Molecular function (GO): serine-type endopeptidase activity
Source: RefSeq, a predicted model, not a curated record